Molecule: messenger RNA, 1131 nt
Organism: Cyphellophora europaea CBS 101466
Lineage: Eukaryota; Fungi; Ascomycota; Eurotiomycetes; Chaetothyriales; Cyphellophoraceae
Exons: 3
Coding region: 1-1131 (376 amino acids)
Source: RefSeq, a predicted model, not a curated record
AUGGCGGGCGAAGUUCGUCAACCAAUCGAUCUCAAAUCGUUGGAACGCUGGGUAGACCAGAAUGUCCCAGAGAUCAAAACCCCGCUCGGGCUGAAGCAGUUCGGAUUCGGUCAAUCGAACCCUACGUACCAGAUCACCGAUGCUACUGGCCAGCGCUUUGUUAUGCGCAAGAAGCCACCGGGGCAGCUGCUGUCGAAGACCGCCCACCAGGUGGACCGCGAGUUCAAGAUAAUAGCUGCGCUAGGACAAACGGACGUGCCUGUACCGAAGGCAUACUGUCUUUGCGAAGAUGAUAGCGUUAUUGGGACAGCAUUUUACAUUAUGGAGUUCCUAGACGGUCGAUUUGUAACUGAACCGCAUUUCCCCGGAUUUUCACCCGAGGAUAGAAAAGCAGCUUGGAAGUCUGCAGUCGACACACUAGCCAAGUUCCAUCGUGUGAAUUACGAUGAGGUUGGCCUUUCAGAUUUCGGCCGGCAUUAUGGCUUCUACGAUCGCCAAAUCAAGACGUUCACCACCAUCUCCGCCAACCAGGCGAAGGCAGAGGACGUCGACACGAAAGAGCCCGUGGGCGAUAUCCCUCACUUUCGUGACAUGUUAGAGUUCUUCAAGAACAAGCAGAAGCAGCCGAAGGAUCGAUCUACCCUGAUACAUGGUGAUUACAAAAUCGACAACCUAGUCUUCCACAAAACCGAGCCUCGAGUAAUUGGAAUCCUGGACUGGGAAAUGGCAACAAUCGGUCACCCACUUUCGGAUCUAGUCAAUCUGUCUGGACCAUGGACUUGGACCAACAACAAGUUCACUCAACAGCCUACACUUGGCUCGUACAAGGCGCGCAGUGAGUUCGACGAAGGAGCAAUUGAGGGUUUGCCUACGUUACAAGAGGUAGUGCAAUGGUAUAUCGACGCAAGUGGGUAUGAGGCAGCCCCAGAACUGAAGUGGGGAAACGCAUUUGGCGCCUUCAGAAAUUCGGUUAUCAUGCAAGGCAUUGCAGCUCGUUAUGCGAGACGACAAGCCAGCGGUACAACGGCAAAGAACUAUGGCGCGCAGAUGAAGCCCUAUGGUGAAUGGGCAUGGAGUCAGGUGGAGGCGCUGAUGCAGACUGAGGAUGGCAAGACCAAAGCGAAGUUAUAG